AUGGCUGAGAGCCACCUCCCGGCUUCCCAGCAACGCCGUAGGAAAGCCAUGACGGCCGCCGCGGGUUCGGCGGGCCGGGCCGCGAUCCCUCUGCUGCUGUGCGCGCUGCUGGCGCCCGGCGGCGCGUACGUGCUCGACGACUCCGACGGGCUGGGCCGGGAGUUCGAUGGCAUCGGCGCGGUCAGCGGCGGCGGGGCAACCUCCCGACUUUUAGUAAAUUACCCAGAGCCCUAUCGUUCUCAAAUAUUGGAUUAUCUCUUUAAGCCAAACUUCGGUGCCUCUUUGCAUAUUCUAAAAGUGGAAAUAGGUGGUGAUGGGCAGACAACAGAUGGCACUGAGCCCUCCCACAUGCACUACAUGCUCGAUGAGAAUUAUUUCCGAGGAUAUGAGUGGUGGUUAAUGAAGGAAGCCAAGAAGCGGAACCCCAAUAUCACACUCAUGGGGUUGCCGUGGUCCUUCCCCGGAUGGCUGGGAAAAGGUUUCAACUGGCCGUACGUGAAUCGGCAGCUGACUGCCUACUAUGUCGUGACCUGGAUCGUGGGCGCCAAGCAUCAUCACGAUUUGGACAUCGAUUAUAUUGGGAUUUGGAACGAGAGGUCAUUCGACAUCAAUUAUAUCAAGGUUUUAAGGAGAAUGCUGAACUACCAAGGUCUCCCGCACGUCAGAAUCAUCGCGAGUGAUAACCUCUGGGAGCCCAUUUCUGCUUCCAUGCUGCUUGACUCAGAGCUCUUGAAGGCCAUUGAUGUCAUAGGGGCUCAUUAUCCUGGGACCCACACAGUGAAGAAUGCAAAGCUGACCAAGAAGAAGCUGUGGUCAUCUGAAGAUUUUAGCACUUUCAACAACGAAGUGGGUGCUGGCUGCUGGGGUCGCAUAUUGAAUCAGAACUACAUCAAUGGCUACAUGACUUCAACAAUCGCGUGGAACUUGGUGGCUAGUUACUACGAGCAGUUGCCGUACGGGCGCAGUGGGCUGAUGACCGCCCAGGAGCCGUGGAGCGGGCACUACGCGGUGGAGUCUCCCAUCUGGAUAACAGCUCACACCACUCAGUUUACUCAACCAGGUUGGUAUUACCUGAAGACAGUUGGCCAUUUGGAAAAAGGAGGAAGCUACGUAGCUCUGACGGACGGCUUAGGUAACCUCACCAUCAUCGUUGAAACUAUGAGCCACAGACAUUCUAAGUGCAUACGGCCCCUGCUUCCUUACUUCAGCGUGUCGCACCAGUUCGCCACCUUCGUUCUCCGGGGCUCUUUUAGUGAGAUACCGGAGCUGCAAGUGUGGUACAGCAAGCUUGGAAAAUCAUCCGACAGAUUUCUUUUUAAACAACUGGACUCUCUAUGGCUCCUCAACAGCAAUGGCAGUUUCACACUGGAGCUGCAAGAGGACGAGGUCUUCACGCUCACCACGCUCACCACGGGCAGCAAAGGCAGCUACCCGCCGCCUCCCAAGUCCCAGCCCUUCCCGAGUGUCUACAAGGAUGACUUCGAUGUCGAUUACCCGUUUUUCAGCGAAGCUCCGAAUUUUGCUGAUCAGACUGGAGUGUUUGAAUACUUCAUGAAUGCCGAAGACCCGGGGGAGCACCGCUACACACUGCGCCAGGUCCUCAAUCAGCAGCCCAUCACGUGGGCGGCGGAUGCCUCCAACACGAUCAGUGUUAUCGGAGAUUACAAAUGGUCCAAUAUCACUAUCAAGUGUGAUGUGUACAUAGAGACCCCUUACACAGGAGGUGUGUUCAUUGCCGGGAGAGUAAACAGAGGUGGUAUCUUCAUUAGAAGUGCCAGAGGAAUUUUCUUCUGGAUUUUUGCAAAUGGAACCUACCGAGUUACAGGUGAUCUGGCCGGAUGGGUGGUGUACACUUUCGGGCAAGUCGAUGUCACGGCCCAGCAAUGGUAUACACUCACUUUAACUGUGAAGGGUCGUUUUGCCUCUGGCAUGUUGAACGGCAAGGCUGUCUGGAAAGACGUCCUGGUGAAUUUCCCGAAGAACGGCUGGGCUGCGAUCGGAACGCACUCCUUUGAAUUUGCGCAGUUUGACAACUUUCAGGUGGAAGCCACGCCCUGAAGUUCUCUGAGCGCCGUAGAUCGCUCUUCAGAUCUUUUCCCUUCCUUUUUGGCUUUGGUUCAGAGCCAGGUCUUGUUUUGACGGAUCAACAUAUGAGCCUUUGGAGGCUAAAAAUAAUGAAGAGUAAGUGCGAAAAAAUAUUUUUGCUUGAUCCUGUGGAAAGUUUUUUUUUUUUUUUAAUCUAAGUCCAAGGGGAAGAAGAUGAACCUGUAACAUUACUCGGAAUGUACUCUACUAUUGGAAUGGUACAUUGGUCUCACCCUUAGGAGCGGUUUGGGUGGUCCAGACCUCGAAGCCUUGGGGUUAAUGCUGAGAUUGCUCUCAUCAUCUCAUUCGCAGAGUGAUCAUUCAAGGUGCCAAUAACUUGAUUGUCCCAGAGAUGUGUUUAUUCAUGCUGAGGUGUGUCUAAGUGCACAGGUGUCCUUGUCUUAGUAAGAUAAUGCUGCCAUACUAAGGAGCUGAAGAACACUGGAAAUGCUGCUUUUUGAAAACCACUUCAGCCUGUUAUUCUAGAAAGACAUUCUAAAAAGUAUUUUUUUCUCUUCUGUUUAUUAUGAUGCUUUAGAAUUAAUUAUAGAUAUUAUAAAUGGGAUAAGUUGAAAAGUGUCUCAUUAAUAAACUACCUCUAAAGCUAUUUCUGCAAUAAUAAAUACUAGCAGAUUAAU
Phyllostomus hastatus (greater spear-nosed bat) is the source of this 2723-nucleotide messenger RNA. RefSeq names its product galactosylceramidase (gene GALC). NCBI's taxonomy places the organism in Eukaryota, Metazoa, Chordata, Mammalia, Chiroptera, Phyllostomidae. Gene Ontology annotation, cellular component: lysosome. Gene Ontology annotation, molecular function: galactosylceramidase activity. Gene Ontology annotation, biological process: galactosylceramide catabolic process. The transcript is spliced from 17 exons. Bases 1 to 2058 code for a protein of 685 amino acids. The record is from RefSeq and is a predicted model, not a curated record.